Spizellomyces punctatus DAOM BR117 is the source of this 1389-nucleotide messenger RNA. RefSeq lists its product as uncharacterized. The transcript has 7 exons. Gene Ontology annotation, biological process: protein import into peroxisome matrix. Bases 63 to 1157 code for a protein of 364 amino acids. The record is from RefSeq and is a predicted model, not a curated record. Gene Ontology annotation, cellular component: peroxisomal membrane. Gene Ontology annotation, molecular function: zinc ion binding. Lineage: Eukaryota; Fungi; Chytridiomycota; Chytridiomycetes; Spizellomycetales; Spizellomycetaceae.
UUCGUACACAGUAGAUCGUGAACUGUAGGGCCAAAUCUGCCUUUGAAGACCAGCACACCUAAAUGCCAACAGAUACUGACGGACCAUCAGUUUCAUCCGGCGGUAGAACAAAUGAGGAUGCCUCGCAGUUUUGGACGAGGCCAGAGUUGGCACAAAGUCCAAAUGUAACCCGGGAUGCUUCCGGGACUUCGACCAUUGUUCCAGAAAGUGAACGAGAACAGACUUUCGUCUCUGCUGCUAGAAGAGCACUUGCUGCAUAUCGUCCAUCCUCACUGAAUGUUCUGCGGGUCAGCCAGCUGGACGCAGAACUUUUGGACGCAGAGUUGACCAGUGUCGUAAAAGAACAGUUCCUUGCUAUAUUCUCGCUCUUCAAGCCGACCCUCAAAGAGAAAUAUGAGCCCGAGUUUACCGCCCUGCUACAAUAUUUGAUGUGCCAUCUCUCUAUUUAUUCAAUGGGUGCCUCCUAUGGCCUUCAGCUGCAAAAUCUAAAGUACCGGAAUGAAGCACGGCAUUCUGGCAGAUUGGAGGUUUCCGCAAUAGAUGCUCCCCUCAGUAAAUGGCAGAAGAUGGCUCAUGCCUUGCUUUAUAUUGGCGGGCGAUGGGGCUGGAUAAGAGUAAAUAGACAUGCAACUACGCAUGAAUGGAGUGCACAGCCGGAGCGCGACUGGCGGAACCGUGUGUGGACGUAUCUCCAGAAGGCGGAAAAUGUGUACAGGGCGCUUUCUCUAGUGAACUUUCUGGUUUUCCUCUACAAUGGAAGAUAUCGAUCGUUAUUGGAUCGAGUACUGCGAAUGCGUUUAGUGUAUACUCGGCGGGAGAUGGCGCGUCAAGUGAGCUUUGAGUUUAUGAAUCGACAACUCGUCUGGCACGCAUUUACGGAGUUCCUUCUUUUCCUAGUACCUCUGGUGAAUGUAGAGCGCAUCAAAAAUACUAUUAUCCGCGCCAUUUCUGGCCCUGUGACUGUAGACCUCCCUGACCACAUCUGUGCGAUUUGCCAUGCGAAAGACGCCCCAAAGACUGUAGUACAUACCCCUUAUCGAACAAACUGUGGACAUGUCUACUGCUAUUAUUGCAUUAAGACGAGUAUAAUGGCGGAUCACUCGUUCCCAUGUCCCCGCUGUGGGCAAAAAGUGGAAGAAAUAUCCAGAUGUACUUGAGGACCAUCUAUUAUUCCCGCGGAAGCUCGCUAUGCUUUACUUUUUGGUUGGCGUUUUCCCCCGCGUUUUGGACUGGGCCGUUCCCGGUGCGGUCGCCUUUCCGCCCUUCCCCUUUGCACCCUUUUUCCCUUUAGCUGACUUGACGGUCUUGGCGCUUUGCUGUAUAUUGUUGUAAAUUAUUAGAGUGGUUGUCAUAUGCAUUAUAUCAAUAGAGCAUACCUUCUUCGCCUCC